AAAUACCCCAGGGGGCUGGAGGAGCUCUGCUCGCAGGGUGGGAGCAAACGGAGCUUGGGAUCCGCCCCUCGGGCACCUCCCCCAUGCAGCCCAGGCCCGCCCGCCUGUUCUCCCGCUCGGGCUCCCGCACCUCUGGGCAGCUGGCGGCGCCACAGCAUGAAAGGCUCCCAAGCGGGCGCUUCGCCCCCCGCCACCUGGCUGAGCUCUUGCUGCAACCAGUCCGGGGAGCCGCUGGAGCCCCCCGAGGGGCCGCGUGUCGUGCAGGCGGCGGUGCUGGGAGUGCUGUCGCUGCUCGUGCUCUGCGGGGUCCUGUUCCUGGGCGGUGGCCUCCUCCUCCGCGCCCAGGGCCUGAUGGCGAUGCUGGUCCGCGAGCGGCGCGCGUCCCGCGAGGCCGAGCCCAGCAGUGCCAGCGGAGGCGAGGACGACUCCUAGGCGCCCGUGCACUCCAGGGUCGCGGGCCUCCAGGCGGCCCAGGACUGGGCACCCUAUGGCGGCUGCGGAGCGGGGGGCACCACGUCCUUCCCUCGAGGCUGGCGCCUGCUCAGGUUCUUGAGCCUCAUGUGGUGUAUCUCCCAGAGCUCUGCCGCCCUCCUACAGCACCAGGGGACCUGCUGCCUUUGAUCCUUGAGCGGUGCAGACAAGACCAGGAGAAAGCUGGCUUGUGGUGAGGCAUCUACCCAAGAUCCUUGCGCUCAGCCCCGCCUCUCCUUUGCUCCGUUCACCUCCUGCCGCACCCGCACCCGCACAUGGGGCUGGGGGUUCAGCACUCUAGGGAUGAGCGAGCGCCCUGAGCCGCCACUGCGUGUCCGGGGCGCCGGAGUGGACAAAUGCCCUUGGAUGCUCAGUGCAGCAGAUGCUGGCUACGCCCCUGACUGGCCGGCCUCCGACAACACGUGUGCCGCCCCUUUCCCAUAACUGAUACCGGGCUGCUGUGGUCCAACAGGCCAGUGACCUGUCCCUGCUGAGGGCCGUGGGUCAGUAUCGUCCACUUGGAGAUCUUGGUGCCCCAGCAAUGCCCUAUCACUUUGCGUGGCUUGUUAUUAAAUACACUGGUAAUGCAAGUGUCCUAUUUACAGUCUAUGUUUCAGCUCUAGACUCUUGACAUUGGUGGUAUCCUGCUCCCACCCUCCCUCCAGUUUGAACUGUUUCUAGCUGAUCCUGAAAGAGCAUCACCAGCCAUGGCCCCUCUGCCCUAGCCUCUCUUCAGUGGUGGCUACUCCCCUUCGACACCCAGAGCCAAAUCCUUCCUAGGGA
Lutra lutra (Eurasian river otter) is the source of this 1254-nucleotide messenger RNA. It is a transcript of the gene SMIM41, whose product is annotated as small integral membrane protein 41. The transcript has 2 exons. Lineage: Eukaryota; Metazoa; Chordata; Mammalia; Carnivora; Mustelidae. The record is from RefSeq and is a predicted model, not a curated record. The coding region runs from base 157 to 432 and encodes 91 amino acids.